UGGGGGACCGGAGAGCGCGUGCGCGCAUUCAGUUUGGCUAUUGAAGAAAAUCGGUCUUGAAAGAACUGACUGUCUCAAUUGUGCACGAGGGAUCUCAAAGCAUUGAUGAAAGACAGCGGCGGAGCAGAGCAAGCAGCGACUUGCAGACUGCGACAGCGGGACAGAGCGGCAAUUAAAUGUAAAACGACAGAUUUCACCGCGUUUUCGAAGUACUACAGCCCUGUUCCUAUCAUGAAUGACUAGAUGACGAAGAGGAACCAGGGAAAGGAAGAGUGGAGGUUCGCUUCUCUCAUCACGGGGUGCCGGUGAAAUAGGGGUAACAUUGGUCAAAAACGUAAAAAGAGAAUAACCGCACCAUUAUCAGUCGCGUCUGUCUGUCGUGAGAUGACAAAGGUUCAUUGAAGCGUUGGAUCAUGUCUCAGAAGAAGAUAUUCCUGGUCAUUGUGGCGAUCAGUACCGUCAGUCUACUGCUGCACCAUGGGGGCCACUUCAGCUGGACGAUGGAAGCCCUUCACCUGGGCUGCCCGUCGCUGCGCACCCACCCGUCCUUCUCUCUCAAGCCCAAACACACCAACGUGGCCUUUCUCAAGACGCACAAGACGGCCAGCACCACCAUGCAGAAUCUGCUCUUCCGCUUCGCCGAGCACCACAACCUGACCGUGGCGCUCCCUGUGCAGGCCUGCGGACACCAGUUCUGCUACCCGCGCACCUUCAGCACCCACCUCGUCCACCCACACACCCUGCCACCCAACGUGGUCACCAGCCACAUGCGCUUCAACCAUGCCGAGAUGCAGCGCCUCAUGCCUAACGAUACCAUCUACGUGACCAUACUUCGAGAACCAGGGUCCAUGUUUGAAUCGUUGUUCAGCUACUAUAAUCAGUACUGUCAGAGUUUUAAGAGAGUUCCCAACGGGUCUCUGGAGGCGUUUCUGGACGAACCGUGGCGCUACUACCGUCCGGACGAGAAUGACUCCAUGUAUGCCCGUAACACUCUGACUUUUGACCUUGGCGGGGACAAGGACCAUCCGGAGGCGGACGUGGCUGCGUAUGCCCGGGCCUUCGUGGCCAAGACGGAGCGCGUCUUCUCCCUGGUGAUGAUCGCUGAGUACUUUGAUGAGUCGCUGAUCCUCCUCCGUCACCUCCUCUCCUGGGAUCUGGAAGAUAUGCUCUAUGUCAAGCUCAACAUGCGGACGUCCGGCUCCAAGCACAGCCUCUCGCCGGGCCUCCCCGCCAAGAUCCGCGUCUGGAACAACCUGGAUGCACGCCUCUAUGACCACUUCAACACCUCGCUGUGGCACCAGCUGGCAGCCCUGGGCCCAGCAUGCGUGGCCAGGGAGCUGCGGCUGCUCCGCAGGGCCCAGGAGAAGCUGGUGAGGGGCUGCUUCGGCGGAGGGCUCCCCCAGCUCCGCUCGGCUGCCCAGAUCAAGAACAAGGAGCUGCGGCCGUGGCAGCCCAGCGCAAAGGUGGACAUCGUGGGCUAUGAUCUGCCGACCAACACCAAUGCUACACGGCCCGGAAGCCUGGCCCACGAGCUGUGUCUUAAGCUCAUCAUGCCCGAGGUCCAGUACACCAGGGUCCUGCUACGAUCGCAGUCGCUACGCUACCGACGAAGCUACCCCCUCCGCUCCCCUCAGCCCCAGCAGCCCAUACGGUCGGUCCUAUCGCGUCGCCAACAUGUGGGGAUGCAGCCGAUGCACCGGCAGGCCCCUCCUGGACCUGAUCCUGCCUUGAGCCCCACAGCCACUCCUCGACCCCCAGGGACCCAGAGCAGGGCCACCAGGGUGGGACUAAGGUCCCCGGGCCCCCAGAGGAAGACACCAUAACUUAAGACUGGGCUCCAGCCUUUAAUAUAGAAUGAAUACAGACAGACAGACAGACAGACAGACAGACAGACAGACAGACAGACAGACAGACAGACUAAAUGCAGACAGACAGUCCUCCACACUUAAAAAUGCUGGGUUGUUUGGUUAACCCAACUGCUGGGUUGCAGGCAUUGUGUCACUAUGAUAGAUUUUUUUUAUUUCAAAAUUGCUGAGUUAUUGACGCUGGGUGCUGGGAAAUUGAGAUAUGACCCAGCGGGUCAGCUCAGAAAACUGGAGGCGUAGUUUAUUAUUAGGCGUGUCUUUCAGAUAGUUAUUUUUAGCCACCCAUGACAGUGAAUGUCAUUCCUGUUCAUCUGUUAUGUUUUAUAGUUAUCACAUGUUAAGGUUAAACAUUGACAUUUUUGUAGAUUCAAUAAGGAUUACAGAAGUGUAUGUGUUCCCUAAAAGCCUAUGGAAAUCCCAUUGUUGGGCUACAAUAAGGUGGUACAGUAUACUUUAUUACAAUACGUAGUAAAUAAAUCUUAAUAUUAUCGAAGAAUGUGUAAAAUACAAAAAACAAGUAAAGUUUGAAUUUGCUGUAUGUAACUUAACAUGGGUGGCCGAUAAGAUCUAGCUGAAAGUCACGCCCCUAAUAAAACACACUUCCUGAAAAUGACCAAAGGAUUAUAUUCAAAAAGACCCAGCAGCUAGAUAAACCCAGCAUGAGAGUAAAAUAUACCCAACACACGGUUGAAUUAACCUAUGUCUGGGUAAUCCCAACAACACAACAUGUUAUUCACACAAGCCAACUGGCUGGUCAGAAUAACCCAAUGUGUUAAAUCCACUAUUUAAAUAGCACUGGGUUAAAUUGGCUUGUUUUUAGCCCAUAUAUUAAUAGGACGCAGACUUCAGCCAUUGGUUCCAAGGGACUAUAUCAGGGGGCUCUGGAGGAGAGAGGAAGAGAAGGGGGAAGGACACUACAAGACUGAGACUAGAGGUUGGGCCACAGCAAUAUGGGCAUGGGCAGAGCACUCCUAUUCAUCGUGAACUCUGUAUGGAACAAUAGAGAGCUUUCUCUCUCUCUCUCUCUCUCUCUCUCUUUCUCUUUCUCUUUCUCUUUCUCUUUCUCUUUCUCUCUCUUUCUCUCUCUUUCUCUCUCUCUCUAAUGCCAUCCUCCCCCUCCCAAGAGAGGAUCACUGCUCUGGGUUUGUAUCCUCCAACCCUCCAGCCAGGCCAGCUCUUGACCUCUCCCCAAAUGACUCUCCCCCGUCCCACUGUGCGAGUUAGGCCCCAGGACAGAGGUCAAAGGUCAGCCUAAGGGCCCCCGGCAUAUCUCUCUGCCGGGCCUAUCCCCUAGCCCGGUCUAUCUGUUAACCCGGUCUAUCCCCUAACCCGGUCUAUCCCUUAACCCGGUCUAUUCCCUAACCUGGUAUAUCCCCUAACCCCCUCACACACAUACACACACGCAGCCCUCUACCGACUCUCUCCCUCCAGGCAGCCUGUUUUAGAACAAUUCUCUCUCCUCUCCGCCCCCAGCUCAUCUCUCUCCUCUCCACCAGCAACUUACCCAGAUAUGGGAUGUUUUUACAUUUGGGAAUCUGUAUGUGGUUUGUUUGUGUGUGUGUGUCUGUGUGUUGUGUGUUGUGUGUGUGUUGUGUGUUGUGUGUUGUGUGUUGUGUGUGUGUGUGUGUGUGUGUGUGUGUGUGUGUGUGUGUGUGUGUGUGUGUGUGUGUGUGUGUGUGUGUGUGUGUGUGUGUGUGUGUGUGUGUGUGUGUGAGUGAGCUUUAUUCCUACAUGUUUAUUUUAUCUGUGUGUUAUUGCAAUAAAGUUAUCUUGGUCAAGUCUUGUAAAGGUAUAGGGUCUUAUAACCAUACGACACACACACACACACACACAAACACAAACACAAACACACUGAGGACUGGACUCAAGCCUGUGUGAUGCAAACAUGCUGAAAGACAUGACGAGUGAGAGCUACAGUGUUAAUAUUUAAUGAUGUCUCCUUGGAAGGAUCCUCCACUUGGGUUACACAGCGAAACACACACACACACACACACACAGCAGAGUAUUUUCAUUAGAGAAGUGUGGACCAUGCCAAAGCAGCUUACCUAUCAGAACAAAACAGAAGGAGGAACUACCUACCUAUACGGGACUGGAUCUCGUUUCAUUAGCUGCGGAAAGUGAUUUAUGCAGUUGGUUGUUCAUGUUUAAUGUGUUUAAUAUGUUUUACUCUAAUUACCUUUUAAUGGUAUGAACCGAACGGGGAGACCUCGAGUGUGUGUGUGUGUGUGUGUGUGUGUGUGUGUGUGUGUGUGUGUGUGUGUGUGUGUGUGUGUGUGUGUGUGUGUGUGUGUGUGUGUGUGUGUGUGUGUGUGUGUGUGGGUGUGUGACUUGUAUUUGUGUUUGCUUACCUUCGAUUUAUAUUUACAAUUUUGGAACAGAACAUGGUAUGUGGAAUAAUCACUUAUGGCAAUACAUACUGUACACAUUCUGAUGAAUAAAAUAUUUUCUACAUAGGCCAACCACAAAAGCCACUCAUAAGUCACCAAGUGUACUCACUUAAACAUUCAUUUGAUUGUGUUUUAAGUGCUUCAUAUGCUCUAGUAUGUUUCCCCAAAUGGCACCCUAUUCCCUACAUAGUGCACUACAAAUAAUGCACUAUGUAGGGAAUAGGGUGCCUUUUGGAACACAGUCCUCGUCUAGUGGAAAGAGGACCGUGUAGAAAGAUAACUGUCAGAAGUGGAACUUGUCCCUGUGAAAUCCUGCAUGUUCAACUGCUGUUCAUUUUUAAAGUGCACUUUGAUGGUACUCUAUUUCUUAGUCCAAAAUGGCACCCUAUUCCCUAUAUUGUGCAUUAUUUUUGACCAGAGCCUUAUGGGGCCUGGUCAAAGGUAGUCGACUAAAUAAGGAGUAGGGUGCCAUUUGGGAUGUCGUGUACCGUCUCUUGGCCGGUGUCUAUGUGAGAAAAAAACAGCACAGAACUUAUCCAAAACUCAAUGUUAACCAGGCUAGUUUUAGGAAGGGUAGACUAGCAGUUUAGUGUUUUACUACUCUCUUCAGUUUAGCUUUCAAAUUCUCUUUUAGAACAACGUGGAACAAAAGUGUUAUUUUAGAAUGAACCGUGUUCUGUUUUUAGAGUGUCUCUUUCAACAAAUGCUGUGUCCUUGUUGGGGGCGUAUUUCUGAGAGAGAAAGUGUCGAUGUGAUACAAUGAUGCGCUGGAUCAUUUUCCUGUGACUAUCUUUUCAGUGACAUUGUCUCCUUUCCAUGGCAUCCAUUCAUUCUCAUAUGAUAUUUAUUGACUUUGUAGUUGAACUGAAAGGGCCCUUCCUGUUUUCAACUGGGGGACUUUGAUCAUAUAUGAGUAGGGUGAAGUUGCCCCUAGACGCUGAUCUAGGGCCAGUUUUGCAUUUCCCCCACUAACGGUUAAGGUUAUGAUUGGGGAAGGGGAAGCUGAUCCUAGAUCUGUACCUACGGGAAACUUUACCUAGAUCAUACAGCUAGAGACAAUCAGAGCUAGACUUCCCAAAGCUUUGUACUGAGGGAUGAUGGGGGAAAAGCAACCAUUAAAAUUUGA
Messenger RNA from Oncorhynchus keta (chum salmon), 5378 nucleotides. RefSeq names its product galactose-3-O-sulfotransferase 3-like. The record is from RefSeq and is a predicted model, not a curated record. Lineage: Eukaryota; Metazoa; Chordata; Actinopteri; Salmoniformes; Salmonidae. Gene Ontology annotation, biological process: glycolipid biosynthetic process. Gene Ontology annotation, molecular function: galactosylceramide sulfotransferase activity. The transcript has 3 exons. Gene Ontology annotation, cellular component: membrane. Bases 414 to 1823 code for a protein of 469 amino acids.